Messenger RNA from Chlorella variabilis, 1510 nucleotides. RefSeq lists its product as hypothetical. Lineage: Eukaryota; Viridiplantae; Chlorophyta; Trebouxiophyceae; Chlorellales; Chlorellaceae. Gene Ontology annotation, molecular function: cysteine-type endopeptidase activity. The record is from RefSeq and is a predicted model, not a curated record. The coding region runs from base 58 to 1035 and encodes 325 amino acids. The transcript is spliced from 9 exons. Gene Ontology annotation, cellular component: lysosome.
CCGCCCGUGUUGUUGCUUGGCUUGGCCUCUGGCUCCAGUGCAAAGCCUGCUGCCAGUAUGAAGGCUGGCGUUGUUGCGGUGCUGCUUGCAGCCACACUCGGCCUGACUGCCGCAGCGCGGGUGCUGGAGCCCCAGGGCGCCUCCCUGACUGCCGGCGAUACCUCAGCUGGGGGAAGGCCCAAGCCCAGCCGCUUCGCUACCGCAAUCACCCCCUCGCCCUCCUACCGCCCUCUCGUUAAGAGUGCCCUGCCGCACACGUUCCUGUCCGCCGAAGACCUGCCCAAGAGCUUCGACUGGCGCAACGUGAACGGGACGAACUACUUGUCGACCACUCGUAAUCAGCACAUCCCUCAGUACUGCGGCUCCUGCUGGGCCCACGCCGCCACCUCCUCGCUGGCCGACCGCAUCAACAUCAAGCGCGGCGGCGCCUGGCCCUCCGCCUACCUCAGCGUGCAGAACGUGAUCGACUGCGGCCACGCUGGCAGCUGCCAGGGCGGCUGGGAUGGACUGGUGUACGAGUACGCCGCCCGCCACGGCAUCCCCGACGAGACGUGCAACCUCUACCAGGCUGUGAACCAGGAGUGCAACCACAAGCACCAGUGCUACACCUGCUGGCCCGGCGAGGGCUGCCUGCCCCUGGAGCAGUACCAGCGGCUGGUGGUGGAGGAGCAUGGGCGGGUGGAGGGGGCGCACGCGAUGCGGGCCGAGGUCUUCCGCCGCGGCCCCAUCUCCUGCAGCAUCGACGCCAGCGAGGGCCUGGACAAGUACACGGGCGGCAUCUACACCGAGUACAACCCCGAGCCCCAGACCAACCACAUCGUGUCGGUGGUGGGGUGGGGCGAGGAGGACGGCAUCCCCUUCUGGAUUGUGCGCAACAGCUGGGGCCAGCCGUGGGGCGAGCAGGGCUUCUUCCGCAUUGUGACCAGCGAGGCGUUUGACGGGCGCGGCAACGAUUUCAACCUGGCCAUAGAGACCUCCUGCGGCUGGGCCGUGCCAGAGACCUGGAGGGACGCCUCUGAGCUGCACGUGGAGUAGGCGCCUGCCGCACCCGCCUGCCUGCCACUGUGUAGAAGCCCGGCCGCAGCCGUCGCUGCCGCCCACCUUGCGGGCAAAAGCACGUGACUGGCGUCGCACUGCCGUUUGCCCUGCUGUUCUUCCUGCCGAGCGCUGAGCCGCCCGGCGCCCCGUCGAGGCUGCGCUGCUGCGCUGUACAAGCCCCCCACUGAGCGCCCAUUGCAUUUUUUUCCAGCGUGCACUCCGCCGUCGGUGUACCAUGUGUGCGGGCCCCACUGUACUCCCUAUCGCAAAGCCAGCCCUGUGUGCUGCUAUUGGCCUCGACGGCAACCUCAUCCUACAAUCGCCCCUUUCAUCCUGGCAUUUCAUGCCUGCCUGUGCCAUUCACCCAAUCAACACAAGCAUUCUUCUGUCCUCAGCUCACGUGCAUCUCUGCUCCUGCUAUGCAACCCCACCUCUGCCUGCCCUUGUUUCUCUCGGUAACACAGCCAUUUCG